Paramuricea clavata is the source of this 498-nucleotide messenger RNA. The record is from the annotation of a GenBank genome assembly. NCBI's taxonomy places the organism in Eukaryota, Metazoa, Cnidaria, Anthozoa, Malacalcyonacea, Plexauridae.
AUGUCGAAAACGCAGCUACUAGUUAUUUUCGUUGCGUUUUGUUUCAUUGUGUUUAAUAAAGUAUCUGGGAUACCAGAACCCAGAGAUACUGCGCAUCGUAUUUUUACAACUGUAAGCGCAAGACGUGUCGAUAAUGAGAUACGAGAGAAAAAACAAGUCGCUUAUUUGUACUUCCAACGUAAAACCGACGAUCGCAUAAUUUACACGAAUAAAAAUGUGGAACGAAUACUUGGCGGAGCACCCAGUGAAAGGAUGCCUGCUCUGGCAGGUCAGAACCCUUGGCCAGAAAUCGACACACCAGAUAACCCAAGGCCAGAUUUCACAUCAAAUAUGAGGGUUGCCGGAGCAAGAACAACACCUGAUAUUCAGGAUUCUAACGAAGGCCAUUCCGAGCAGAAGAUGUUGCUGGAAUUUGAUAACAUGAUAAGAGAUGUAUUUGGCUGGGAGAGUAACGAAUUGAAAGAAUGUCCUGCCUUCAUCAUCCUUGGAACCAGAUGA